Molecule: messenger RNA, 2328 nt
Organism: Pelagomonas calceolata
Lineage: Eukaryota; Pelagophyceae; Pelagomonadales; Pelagomonadaceae
Source: the annotation of a GenBank genome assembly
GCAGCAACGCGCGUCAGGGUGAAGUAGCCGUGUCCGGAGUAUCGAGGAAGAUCGCAGCUCGCCGGGCCCCGGCUUGGACCACGCGUCGCGGGCGGUACGGCCGCUGCUGUCAGCUGACAGCUUAGGCUGGAAUCCGCGGCCGUCGUUGUUCGCCGGCGCGGCGCGCGCUGGUGACGGCGCCGCCGGCCGUGCCGUGCGCGCCCACGGCCGGCGACAGCGGCUCCCCGGCCCGUGGGUCCGGCUGGCCACCCCCGCGGCCGUCGGAAGCGAGCUCGCCCGCGCGGCGGCCGGGAGCACACCCACACAUACGAGAGAGGCACGCCGGCGGCGCGCGCCGCGCGAGGACACACACACGAGCGACGACCCUCACGCCGUCCGAACGCGCAGGUCAUUCGAAUCGCCUGACGUCGCCGCGCGUUUCGACGAUGCCGCUCCGCCGCCUGACCAUGCCGAGCGCCAUGCGCGUGCUCGGCCUGUUAGCGUCCGUGAGGGCACUCCAAUUCACCCCCAAGGCGCGCCCUUCUUUAAGGGUUUUCUCGAGCGCCGAGACCGAAUUAACGAUCGACCCCAUCGCCGUGACGACCGAAGGCGAAUACUCCGCCAACGAGAUGGCGCCCGACGUCGCGGUGGAAAAGGCCGAGCGCUUCCGCGCCAUCAACGCGAAGGACAUGGACAAGCUCGCCGACAAGUAUCCUCGACUGAAAGACAAGGUCGUCGACAUCAAAAGAUCGGCCUUAAUCUUCCCGUUCAAGGCCUCGCCGUACCUCGUCGACGAACUUAUUGAUUGGGACAUGGCCGGUGCGUAUCUCGGCGUUUUGAGGUGUAGAGGCGCCUUCACGCCAUCGAGGCGACUCGUCUCCAGGAGAGGAGGUCGUGGCUGGUUUUAUUUUCGAUUCUGAGCCGUUUCGGACCGCGUCGGACCGCGACUCGCGCAGGCGACAUCGGCUUGGAUCCGUUCUACAAGCUGGUCUUCCCGACGAUGGACAUGCUCACGCAGGAGCACCAGGACCUCCUCAACAACGCGUGCGACGCCGGCGACCCCAAAGAGAUCAAGGCGACGGUCGAGAUCAUCCGGGAAGCGUUAAACCCGCACCCCGCGGGCCAGAAAACUCUGAACGCCCCGAAGAAGGCCGAACUCACGGGCGUGCAGCACAAGUACGCCGAGACGGUCCUCUUCUUCGCGGCCGCGGCGCAGACGUGCCACGCCUACUGCACGUACUGCUUUAGAUGGGCCCAAUUUAUUGGAGACGCGGAUUUGCGGUUCGCGCAAAAGGACGCGGACAGUCUCUUCGAUUAUUUGGAGGAGCACGAGGAGGUCUCGGACAUCCUCUUCACGGGCGGCGACCCCAUGAUCAUGAAGACGAACAUGUGCGACUCUGCGCGGAAAUGAUUUUCAAAUGCCGUUUCACGCCGUCGACGCGACUCGCCUCCAUCUCACAAUGAAGUGGGUGGUCUCCGGUCCAAAUUUGACACCGUACACAACGCAGGCUCAAGCAGUACCUCGAGCCCUUCAAGGACCCCGACCACCUGCCCCACGUCAAGAACCUGAGGAUUGGUACUAGGGCAUUAACCUUCUGGCCGCAGCGCUUCACCACCGAUCCGGACGCCGACAGUCUCAUUGAGUUGUUGAGAGACGUCAAGGAGGUCGGCGGCCGCCACAUCGCCAUCAUGAGCCACCUCAGUCACUACCGCGAACUCAGUACGAAGAAGGUCCAGGACGCCAUUCACCGCUUGAAGCAGGAGGGCGGCGUCAUCAUCCGGUCGCAGUCGCCGGUCAUGGCGGGCAUCAACGACGAUGCCAGAGUGUGGAACAAGAAGUGGAAGGAGGAGGUCCGGUUGGGCAUCAUCCCGUACUACAUGUUUAUUGCCAGAGACACGGGCGCGCAGGCGUAUUUCAACGUACCGCUCGUGCGAGCCCAAAAGCUCUACUCGGAAGCCAUCCGCUCCACGAGUGGACUGUGCCGAACGGCGCGCGGCCCGUCCAUGUCGUGCACGCCGGGCAAGGUCGAGGUCGUCGGCGUCCAGGAGGUCCAGGGGACCGAGGCCUUCGUCCUGCGCUUCCUCCAGUGCCGCGACGACGAGUGGAUCGGGAAGGUGUUUUUCGCGAAGUUCGACCCCAAAGCCAUCUGGUACGACGACCUCGAGCCGCUGCCGGGCAUGUCGCUGCCCUGGGAGGAGGCGGGCCUGCCGAGACCUUGUGUGGAUGAGCCCUGCCAGGUCGAGUGGAUGGACGAGUUCCUCGAGCCGGUGUACCCGCUGGAGGUUGUUUAGGCGUCGCGUUACGUGGUCGCCCCACCACCCCCUCUCGUAACGACCGAUUCUAUUGUA